AUGGCGACGCUCAGCAUUCCUCAGCCCGUCCCGUCCCCCUUGGAGGACGCAGAGGCCCUCAGGAAGGCCUGCCAGGGUGAGUUCUUGAACUCGGUGCUCGCCUUUAGAUUCUCUUGGAAAGGUUUCUGGAUCGUGUGGCUUUUGGAAUUCCCGGAUCUGGUUUCUGAUUUGUCCCGAUUUGAGCUAACGGCCCCUGUUUCUCCGAUCCUCUGCAUAUGAUACCUUCAAGGUAUCUCUAGCCACCGCCACGAAGUGUAGCGGAUGAUCAUUCGAGGCUCGUGCUUGUAGUGUCUGGAGAUGAAUAUUUUUAUGGGGUUUAAACGUCGGGCGGGGGCUGUCUCUUGAUGAUCGAUGACUGUGUACUGGACAGGGUGGGGUACGGAUGAGAAGGCGGUGAUAGAGAUACUGGCACACAGAGGCGCCGUCCACCGGACACAGAUCAGGCUGGCCUACAAGGAGCUCUACAAGGAGGACCUCGUCAAGCGCCUCGAGUCGGAGCUCUCCGGAGACUUCGAGGUAAGCCAACCACGAUCAAUUCUUGCUCCUAGAAACAGAGGAAGAUCCAAGGGUCCCCAAUCUUUUCCUUAACAAAGUAAUUGGCGGCGAGGGGUUCUUCCGCUCUCCGAGUUCAUGUUUAGGAUGGGCGUGCGUACUUAUUCCAUGUGUGGAUCCAGAGAGCGGUUUACCGUUGGAUUUUCGAGCCCCUGGAGAGGGAGGUCAUCAUCGCCAACAUCGCAGUGAAAGCGAGGAUCGACUACCGCGUCAUCAUCGAGACUGCGUGCAUCAACUCCCCACCCGAGCUCCUCGCCGUGAAGCAGGCCUACCAGGCCCGCUACAAGCGCUCCCUCGAGGAAGAUGUCGCCUCGCACACCUCUGGCGACCUCCGCAAGGCAUCUUCCUCCUAUCCCACAGCACCCCAACCAGGUGCCAUCCUAUGUUUAUAUCCGACCCCCCUGAUCAAGUGUUGCUUCUGCAGUUCCUAGUGCCUCUGGUGGCGUCGCACAGGUAUGGUGGGGAGGAGGUUGAUCCGAGCUUGGCCCUGACGGAGGCGCGGAUCCUCCAUGACGCCAUCAAGCAGAAUGCCUUCAACCAUGAGGAGAUCACCAGGAUACUUACAACCAGGAGCAGGUUCCAGCUGAACGCAACCUUCAACCGCUUCAAAGACGAGUUCGGCGUCUCCGUGACCAAGGUCGGACGAGCUCUACCAUCCAUGGAAAUCUCCAACUCCCAGACCCCGCUCCGCUCUUACCUUUCAUCGAACUAACCGAUAAUACAGGGUCUGUCGAGCUCAGAGUGUCCAGACGAUCUCUUGUCAUCUCUGCGCGUUGCGAUCCGCUGCAUCAGUUCCCCUCACAAGUACUUGGAGAAGGUGAUUACUCGUCACCAGCACUCCCCCAUCGAAAUAUUUACCCUCCCCUCACGUUGGUAUCCGUAUCCGACGGACCACCCCGACAUCUCAGGCCCUGCGCAACGCGCUGAAGAAGCCAGGAGCCGACGCUGACGUCCUCACGCGAGUGAUCACCACCCGCGCGGAGAAGGACCUCAAGGUGAUCAAGGAGCUCUACCUCCACCGGACCAACACCUCCCUGGAUCAUGCCAUCGCCAAGGAGACCUCCAACGACUACAAGAGCUUCCUCCUUGCUCUCAUCGGGAACUAA
Spirodela intermedia is the source of this 1658-nucleotide messenger RNA. NCBI's taxonomy places the organism in Eukaryota, Viridiplantae, Streptophyta, Magnoliopsida, Alismatales, Araceae. The record is from the annotation of a GenBank genome assembly.